ACACACGGCUCGUCCCCUCAUUGGGUGGAUCCGUUUUGGGGGCGUGUCACUAAACUGCCCCGGUUGUGUCCGGGUAAGAUGGCGUUGGAAGAGCAGUGCUCGGCACCACCUCGAUGGCAGGCCAUAUCAGUGACACACGUAGAGUUUCCCGAGGGGGAUCUCACGGGAAAACUGCUGGCCUACAUCAGUCUCCUACCCGUAGCUAUUCUUGUGGGCUUUGUCACUCUCAUAGUGUUUAAACGGGAACUGCACACGAUUUCCUUCUUCACUGGAGUCCUUCUAAAUGAAGGAGUGAACUGGGUGCUCAAGCACAUUCUCAGAGAACCGCGCCCUUGUGCAGGAGCUCAUACAACCGUUUAUGCCGAGUACGGCAUGCCCUCGAAUCAUUCCCAGCUUAUCUGGUUCUUCGUUGUUUACUUCUUUCUUUUUCUAUAUUUAAGGAUGCAUCAGACAAACAAUGCUCGAUGUGUGGACCUGCUGUGGAGGCACGUCCUGUCAAUUGUCCUGGUGGGCAUGGCGUCGUCCGUCUCAUACAGCAGGGUCUACUUGUUGUAUCACACCUGGAGUCAGGUUUUCUAUGGGGCAGUGACUGGCAGUACAAUGGCCAUUAUCUGGUUCUUUUUCACACAAGAGGUGCUGACACCUUUAUUCCCCAAAGUUGCAGCAUGGCCAAUAUCAGAGUACUUCCUUGUGCGAGACACAAGCUUGAUUCCCAACAUCUUAUGGUUUGAAUAUACAGUGACCAGAUCAGAGGCAAGAAACAGACAACGAAAGCUUGGAACAAAACUUCAAUGAUCUGCAGAGCACUUUGUGAAACCUCCGUGUAGGCCCACACUUCGCACACACAAACACAGAGACAGACAUUCUCAUACACUCACACAAACAGAAGCUAAAUCAACAACAAAAAAACACUGGAGAAUAAUCAUCUUUUGGACUGACUUGGCUGCAAAGAAUGUUGGGGGGGGGAAAAAAACUUAAAAAGAAAAACGUACACCAGGUAGAGAAAGAGAUCCCGGACCUGACCCCGGAGCCUACAGCCUGAGCACGUCCGUCCACACGCCUUCCCCUCUUGUACAGCUUGCCCAAAAAGCUCUUCAGUGCAUGCAAGACUGUGCAAGAGGCAUACUAUUUAAUGAUAGAUUAAUAUAUUUUAACUAUAAACGCACGCUGACAGUAACAGUUUACUGUAAGAGAUUUGAAGAGCCAAGAUGGAGGCUUUGAUCAAGUUACGAGCAUAUUGAUGAGCGUCAUAACAGCAUGUAUUUAGUAAUUCUUUUUUUUGUACUUUUACAUUGGCUAACGGGUUAGUAAGCGGGGAGGGGUGGCUGGUUACAGCUCUAUUGGUAGUUUGUGGAAUUAACCAUUUUUCAUUCUUCUACAAUAGAAAAUGAGCAAUUUCUGAAAUUGGUCAUUAUGUAAUAUAAAUGAAAAUGUGCACUUUGUGAAAUUUGCAAGUUAAGGACUAACACUAGUUACAUGUUAAGAUUCUCCCCUUCUUUUUCCUCACAAGUCUUUGCUUUGUGUCUUUGACUCAGUCCUAAUAUUAGGCUCCAAAGCUGAUCUGCAGGCACUGUAAAUCUUAAGUACCUUCUGUAAUAUUGAUUAUCACGGAUGGAGUUUCUGUUUGCAUUUCUUUGUCUGAGGGUUGUGAGACUGAAUUGCAGCAGUGAGUUUUGAGUUAUUCUUGGUGUUAAAGCUACUUUGGAGUGAGAAGAUGUUUUUUUUUUUUUUUUUUUUUUUGGUAUUUCCUUAUAUACAGUAGCAACCUGGGAACAAAGUUCUGGGGGUCGGUUUUCUUUGUUUUGGUUCUUUAAAUAUUCCAUUUCUUGUCUUGUUUUCUGCUGCUGCAGAGAAGUUUUCUUUUUAUCUGCAUUUCCAAAAUAACAUUCCUUAUCACCUAGUGUUGAAUCAUAACUGAUGAUGGGGGAUAUGUUUUGUAUUGGUUUUUUUUUGAAGAAAGAUUUAAAAACACGCCUCAGGUCAGUUGUAGCAUGUGAUUAUGCUUUUUCCUCGCAGCCUACGGCAGCUAAUGUUGAAAGCUGUCAAAUGGGGAUAUGAAGCUGAAUAAAACAGUCAUAUCAUUAGCUUCACAAAGGGAAGUAGUUCUCUUAGAAUUUUUUUUUCAUGUGUAACCUCUAUCAGGCUGAAUAAAAAUGUGUUUAUGUACAAGAGAUGAGUUCAGUGUGCUACUUUGAUAUCAUUUUUUUUAUCCUGUUGCAAACAUUUUUAACUCUUUGCACGUGGAUUUCAUUGUCAGUACUGUACUCGUCUACUUUUGUUUUGAUUUUAACAGCAGAAAUAAUGCAUGUGCUGCUCCCCCACCUGCAAAGUGUAAUUGUGAAAAACGAUAAAUAAAUUUGGGGAAAAAGCUAUGCUGCAAGGAUAGUAAAAACCAGGUUGAGUUUCAAAUUGCUAAAAGAAAAAUGGGAGCAAAAUACAAAAAUGGAGGCUUUAAUUUAAAACGGCAUUUGAACUCUAAACUAAAUUAACAGUAGAAACCAUCAAGAUAACUUUUUUUUAAUGUCUAGUCAAAGGAUAAGGACUUCUGUCUCUGUGGCCCUAUGUUUGGUGCUCUCUUGCUGUCUGAAUUUGUGGUAUUAAAGGAAAUAUGGCCUUUGAAAAUCCUGCCAUAAACAAAGGCAACUUAAUGUAAUGCUUAAUUCUGAUACGGAAAAAAAAAA
Molecule: messenger RNA, 2681 nt
Organism: Xiphophorus couchianus (Monterrey platyfish)
Lineage: Eukaryota; Metazoa; Chordata; Actinopteri; Cyprinodontiformes; Poeciliidae
Gene: dolpp1
Product: dolichyldiphosphatase 1
Exons: 8
Coding region: 79-795 (238 amino acids)
Biological process (GO): protein N-linked glycosylation; lipid biosynthetic process
Cellular component (GO): endoplasmic reticulum membrane; intracellular membrane-bounded organelle
Molecular function (GO): dolichyldiphosphatase activity
Source: RefSeq, a predicted model, not a curated record